UAUAACUAAAAUGCGCUUGGCUGAGUAGUGUCCAUUCUUAUUAGGAAUAGUUUUCUUUCCAACAGACUCAGCAGAACGACGCUGCCUCAGCAGAUAUGGAAGAAUGUUCAGUGUCUUCAGUGUUAUCGCAUGUUGUUCGUACACACUCACAGGGACUUUCGCUGCUUCCUAUUCAGCUAUCAGUGUGGGCGUUCCAAUGGAAAUUAUACUUCCAUCCAUGUUUGGGGAUCUGAUGAAGUUAGGAAAUGCCGCAGGUGAGGCACAGUUCAUCAACUUCUGCUUCUUCUUACGCCAGCGUUUUUCUGUUCUGAACGACAAUUUGACAAAACUGCAGAUGGACACAAGGAAGACGAAACUGGACCACUGGUUUAACGACUCAUCGCAAAAGGCUCCAUAUGGCAAUAAGAGUCCACCGAACCACCUGAUGAAGUAG
This is a messenger RNA of Zootermopsis nevadensis, 433 nucleotides long. NCBI's taxonomy places the organism in Eukaryota, Metazoa, Arthropoda, Insecta, Blattodea, Termopsidae. The record is from RefSeq and is a predicted model, not a curated record.